AGCCGUUCUGGCUCGUCCCCGGCGGCCGCCUGCAUGCGGGCCGGCGGGCCGCGGGCCGGCGAGGGGCGGCCCACGGCCCGCGGCCGAGGCGCGCUGCCGGAAACAGGCAGGCGACCUCGUGGAACGUGGCCGUGGUGCUGCUGACGAGGGCAAGCCUGAAGCGGGACGGCGCGUCGUUGGUUCUUGCUGCUCAUCAGGGGAGGAAAAGGUGAGGCCUGGCGCGCAGGUGCCUCUGCGCCAUGUCCUACGGCGCGCCGCCGGGGUACGGAUACGGCAGCCCGCCGCCGUCGUCUGGGUACUCGUCGUACCCGCCGACCGGGUAUCCUGGUGGAUAUCCCCCGUCCUACCCGAGCUAUGGGGCGCCGCCAGCGUACGGCUACGGGCACCACCCGGGCUACGGCCCACCGCCGCCCGGGUACGGGCACCCCGGCCACCGCGACAGGUCGCGGAGCCGUGGGCGCGACCGGAGAGACAGGAGGGACGACGACGACAGGCGCGACAAGGCCAGGGGGGGCCAGCAGCGGCGCGACGUGGCGGCGCCGGGAGGCCGCGGCGCGAGCACGGAGGAGAAGCAGCGCCUGCUGAAGCUGCUCAGGAACAACCCGGGCUGGAGGGCAGUCUGGAUCGAGGGCAUCGACCCGCCCAAGAGGCAGGCGACCUCGUCGAACGUGACCGUGAUGCUGCUGACGAGGGCAAACCUGAAGCGGGACGGCGCCGAGGAGUUCGGAUUCAUGCUGGGCGUGUCGCGCACGUCCACCAAGAAGCAGG
This is a messenger RNA of Prorocentrum cordatum, 768 nucleotides long. The record is from the annotation of a GenBank genome assembly. Lineage: Eukaryota; Dinophyceae; Prorocentrales; Prorocentraceae.